UCAACAUCCUCAUCGCCAUCAGCUCACGCUCACAGUCUCACACUCACUCACAGAGAGAAGCGGCAGCCAGAUCGUGCCCGGCUCAGGCGGGAGGAGGAUCGAUGGCGUUCAUGCGGUACCGUGCGCUGCCGCAGGGGGAGGUGACGGCGGAGGAGUUCUGGGCGUGGCUGGGGCAGUUCGACGCGGACCACGACGGCCGGAUCAGCCGGGAGGAGCUGCAGCGCGCGCUGCGGAGCCUCAACCUGUGGUUCGCGUCGUGGAAGGCGCGGGGAGGGGUGCAGGCCGCGGACGCCAACCGCGACGGCACCGUCGGCAAGGAGGAGGCUGGCCGGCUCUUCGCCUACGCGCAGAAGCAGCUCGGCGGUAAGAUCACGCAGCUCGGCUCCUACUGAUCAGGCUGGGCAUGAGUUAAUCUGCUGCUGUAACUACGAUUGUGCGUAUUUUUACGAAUGAGAUGGAUGUUUGUGUUUUCGGAGUUCUGGGACAACCUUUGCCGUGGUUUCCCAAGGGUUUCCUACAGCACUGCGAACUCUGUGGAGAUCUGCAGAGUUUUUAGAUAUGAUGGACGUUUCUCCGAGCUCUGUUGAUUAAUUUGCUUAUGUUUUGCCAGUUGA
Triticum urartu is the source of this 614-nucleotide messenger RNA. RefSeq lists its product as uncharacterized. Gene Ontology annotation, molecular function: calcium ion binding. The record is from RefSeq and is a predicted model, not a curated record. NCBI's taxonomy places the organism in Eukaryota, Viridiplantae, Streptophyta, Magnoliopsida, Poales, Poaceae.